AUGGUGACAGGGAGGGAGGGGGGGAGGGGGAAGGCGCUGCUGCCGCUGCUGCUGCUGCUAGCUGCAGCAAGGGGGCAGACCGUGUCUUUCCUGGAGCCUGUGAAUGGUUCCACCUUCCUGGAGGGUAGCAACGUCUCUGUUGUGUUCUCAGCUUCUACAGCGUGCAAGACCGCACUUUACCUGGAUGGGGACCUUGUCCUCAGCUCCGACAUGCAACCAGGGGAGCGAUCCUCGGUGCUACUUUAUCCUGUCAGUGCUGGAAGUAAGGUGCUGAGCUUGCGCACCAUCUUGCCUGGAAGUUCGGGGACGACGUUCGAGUCGAGCGAGGUAAUGUUUUUGGUUAUUCCGGAUCCGAGCGGUGGAGCGAAAUCGACGGACAAGUUUGUUUCAGACGACAGGGAGGGUUUGACGACAUGCCAGGAUCCUAUCGCGGCGGCAUCGAGGGAGGAUGGCGGACGCUGGAAGAACGAUUGGUACUUCCCGAAUGACUGCAAGCUUUCUCGAUAUCGCAAGGUCGACCCUGUCGCUGUGCCGGGAGACUCGUUGGUCCGCCACCUGUUCGUUAGCCUUGCAAGUACCUGCCUCGAGGACGACAGAGAUGGAGACCUGCUGACGCUGGAGGACGAAGCAUACUCGCCCGAGGAGAUCGAAGAGAUCAGGACGAAAUGCUCGAGGAAACUCAGAUACAUGAAUCAUCUCUUCUGCGAGGGGAAGAUCAAGACGAGUUUCAAUAUCGGGGAGGGAGGGAGGCUCCUCUACUACGGGAUGUGGCGCUUCAUUCAUCGCAAUCUCUUCCUCCAAGAGGUCUACCGCAUGCUGGACGGUCCGGGGGCUCCCUCGCUCAUCGUGCUUGGGGUGGGGAACCACGAGCUGAAUGCGGUGAGGGUGGCAGGAACUGAUGCAGCGUGCCCCGAGGAGUGUCUGUGCUCAGCCGGGUUCAGCUCGUGGUUCGAUACCCUGAGGGUAAUCUUUGAGGGGGAUCGAUACCUUCGGACUAUUCCCAUCGUCUUCGUCCUCCCCUCGGCUCAAAACGAGGACUUGAAGCCGCCCGACUACGCAUGGCAGAACAACGACCUGGUCCUGCUCUUCAAUGAGCGAGCCAAGUCGAUUUUCUCCCCCAGCUCCAACGUGAGGAUCUUUGACACGUUCUGGAUGACGACGAUGAGGAUGCAGGACAGCGUCGACUCGAUCCACUAUGGCAAAGCAACCAAUGCGAUGCUGGUACAGGUGCUGCUGAACCAUGCGUGCAAGUGA
Molecule: messenger RNA, 1254 nt
Organism: Guillardia theta CCMP2712
Lineage: Eukaryota; Cryptophyceae; Pyrenomonadales; Geminigeraceae
Exons: 9
Coding region: 1-1254 (417 amino acids)
Source: RefSeq, a predicted model, not a curated record